Molecule: messenger RNA, 4187 nt
Organism: Triticum aestivum (bread wheat)
Lineage: Eukaryota; Viridiplantae; Streptophyta; Magnoliopsida; Poales; Poaceae
Exons: 7
Coding region: 281-1198 (305 amino acids)
Source: RefSeq, a predicted model, not a curated record
UUGACUGGAAGAGGAAUGCUAAUCCUACAAAUAGAUCUAUAAUGAAUUAGACUUGAGAACAAUCAACAAAUAAUAAACAGUCCCAAAUUUGUAGAUGUUGUUUGAUUCAAAUACCGAUUUAAGCAUUUGGCGCAUCUAAAAUUCAUCAAAAAGGAUGCGUGAUUUUCUGCCUAAUCACUUAGUGUAUUGUUUGGUAAUCAGGUUAUCCUGGACCUUUUUGGGGACAACAUCACCAAGUUUUCUUCUUAAUGCACUGUAAGUUAAAAAAAGUCAGUGACUAAUGACUCUUCUUAUCUCUCUGUUCACCCAUGUGCUUAGCUGCAAAAAUUCUAAAAAGAUGCGCCUAAUGACGGGUGGUGGAUGUGCGUCCUCUAGGGCCUCGUCGGCCAGAGAAGGAGGGGAGGAGCGGUUGCCGACGAGCGAGGUGGCUCUGUUUGGACCGGCCAUGGUGUUGGCUGUUGACUCCCACCGGUCUUGUCUCCCCCAACCCUUCCAUGGAGCUCGCUUAGCCACCGGCCGGCACAUCUUCUUCUCGCUCACAGCACCAAGCUGCAAAAAUUCUAAAAAGAUGCGCCUAAUGACGGGUGGCGGAUGUGGGUCCUCUAGGGCCUCGUCGGCCAGAGAAGGAGGGGAGGAGCGAUUGCCGACGAGCGAGGUGGCUCUGUUUGGACCGGCCAUGGUGUUGGCUGUUGACUCCCACCGGUCUUGUCUCCCCCAACCCUUCCAUGGAGCUCGCUUAGCCACCGGCCGGCACAUCUUCUUCUCGCUCACAGCACCAAGCAAAAUCAUUCUCUUGCGAGCGAGCGAAGGGAAACGAGCUAGCGUACCCCUCCCCCUCCUCCCAAACGAGCCCGUGUUCCCCUCCCCCUCCUCCCACCUCAAGAACCCUAGCCGCCGCCUCCUCCUCCCUCCCACCGCAGCCGCCUCCCCACUCCCCUCUCGUCCGCCCCGGGUGCGGAGGCGAGCUUCCCGGCGACGGUGGCGCCGGCUCGAGGCGGGGGAGCGGCCGAUGCGGGGUCGGUUGGAUCGAGGCGUGGGAGCGGCGGAUGCGGCGGCGGCGGCACGAGAAGAGCAACGGCGGCGGCAUCGACCUAUGAAGAGGCGAGAGGAGCGGUGGUGGCGGCGUCGAGAUGUGAAGAGGCGCCACUCGGGCACGAGACCACGGAGGCGGGAGCGGCUGCUUCGGGCCCCGAUCUGAGAGGGUACGAGGCUGGGAAGGACGGCAUCGUCGCCGCCACAGGUCUUCCUUCAGUCCCUUUCGUUCCCUCUCCGGUUCAUCCUCUUCCCAUCCCUCGUAUUAGCUGCAAAAAUUCUAAAAAGAUGCGCCUAAUGACGGGUGGCGGAUGUGGGUCCUCUAGGGCCUCGUCGGCCAGAGAAGGAGGGGAGGAGCGAUUGCCGACGAGCGAGGUGGCUCUGUUUGGACCGGCCAUGGUGUUGGCUGUUGACUCCCACCGGUCUUGUCUCCCCCAACCCUUCCAUGGAGCUCGCUUAGCCACCGGCCGGCACAUCUUCUUCUCGCUCACAGCACCAAGGCCAUGUAGCUUACAUUUUAACUGUUAUUGCUGAUUGGAGCCAUUGCUAUUGGCUAUUUAUACAUAAGAUGGAAGGUGAAUUGAGAUUUUUGUGAGGGGAUUGGAUUUUAUCCAGAUGGCUUGCUUCUCGUGAUGAGACUGAUACUAAUGAACUAAUGAAGACAUGAAGGUUGCAUCUUAUCCCCAUUUCCCUUUCUACAUUUACCAUUUAGUCGAUUAACAUACAUUGUACUAUUUCCCUUUCUACAGUUGCCAUUUAGUUGAUUAACAUAGAUUGUACUAUUUUCGAUUAAGCACACUAUGGGUCAAUGAAUGUGGAAUUAGCUACUUUUUAUAUCCCUGGACCAUAUAUAUUACAUGCAUCAGUACUUGAUGGGAAGAGGAUAUGCUUUUGCUUUUUAUUGUUACCCUUAAUUACUACUUUUCUAUGAACCCAAGGUUUAGGUUGCAGGCUCAACUGCAUAUCUAUAUUCUCUGUAUGAAUUUUUUAGCGAGCUUUGAAGUGAAUGUGGUGAUCAAGGCUCUAAUAUGUAUUCUUUAUUUGCAUGAAUGUUGUGUGCAUAUAGGUACUUGCAAUGGAAUCUUUUUCUCAUAGACGAGAAGUACUUUGAAAACAGAUUUUAAAAAUUGAUAUAAUUUUACAAGUGUGCAGAUAGCUGACAAGGCAACAAUGCUAUUGUUCAAAUGUAGUCGAGCCGGGCUUUUGGUGUUUUCGGUGCUAUUGUUCAAAUUUUGCUUUCUUAGAUUCAUUGCAACCAAAAGAUUUGGUAAUAUUUUUUUUCUGGAAACAUGGAUACACUUGUUGGUGUUGUAUACUGGGAUCUGUAAGUAUUGUCAUAGGAAUUUUUUUAUCCUAAGGAUUCACACAGAUUGGAGGGGAAUUAGUAUCUAACAUCUUGUUAAAUGUACACAAACUGGUAUAUCUUCAUGGCUUUUAAGCUAUAUAAUUGUAGAUGAUAAUUUAUGCUUUGAUAAAGUAAUAUCUUACUUCUCGGUGCUUGGAUAAAAUAGUAUAGUUUGCUGAAAAUAUGUUCAUACUUUAUAUCACAGAAGUACAAACUGACAAUCAGCCUAUGGUGAAGUUAAAAGAAGCAAAAGUAUUGUGUGUAUAAUCAUUAGAUUUGUUAAGGUGAAUCAGAUUUAUUUUUGCUGCUGCACGUAGAAUGUAGUUUAUUUUAAUUCCUGUUGCUGCGUUUGGCCCUACAUCUCGAUGGGUGUGGCCGCUCCCUUGUUAGUUUGUUGCUCGAUUUGGUUUGGUCCAAGGUAGGUCGUGUGUUGUCUACGUCUGUAUAUUCGUUGGCUGGAUAAGAAGAUUUUGCAGGUUUUUCUCUAGUUUGGUUGCUUCUGCUCUGAGUGUAGGUUCCUAUGAUUUCUAGACAGUGUAUUGGUUCUAAGGAUUGCUCGGUAGUUUAAAAGUGCUUUGAUUUCCUUCUUGUCUUCACGCACAGACCAUGAAGAUGGCUAGGUUUGCAUGGGCAUGGGGUUUGGUACACCUGGCCUCUAUUUAGAUUUGUUAAUAAAUUCAGUUUAUCACGAACACCAUAAAUGUGUUAUCAGUUUACUAUCUUGGGACAUGAGCUAUUUUUCAGUCAAUGCGUGCCGAGUCCAUUUGGAACUGAAUAUGUAGUGUUUUCUUUGAAACUGAGUAACUGUGGUUGAAAUUUAGUUUCAUUUAGACGAGCUACCCCAAGUAUCAUCAAUUCAUGAUGGCUAAUUUGUUUUGGUUCUUGAUGAAUCGGCCAUGGUCCUGAUUUAAGAGUUUUUAUGUUAUUUCUCCGCCUAUUUGAGCUAUUAUCGUUUCUAUUUAACACACACAAUUGUAGCUGCCCUUUUUGAUUCAGAAAAAUGGUCUUCAUGUCUCUGGUUUGGUUAAACAUUUUCUCAGCAUAUCUCUAUUCAUCAGUCUUAACUCGCAUAACAUCCAAUAUAGUUUGUCUGAUCCAGACUAAAUGUUGGUUGUUGCUAUGUUUUGUGUGCAGUCUAUUUCUCUUCUAUCUUGGUCAUUAAAGAUGUGUGACAAGAAAGAAAUUUCAAAAGGUUGGUUAGGAAACUGAAGCUGCAGCUACUGAAGAGCCAAAGAACAUUCUUGUUGAACAGUCUAAAGCCAAGAGGUAAAGACUCAUAGUCUGUUACAUCCAACCAGUUCAACGAUACAGAUAUGUGAUUCUCAUGUGGUCCUUUCGCUGGAAACUUGCUAAUCUUAGGGGUGCUGCUACUGGUGUAAAAACCGUUUUAUCAAAAGAACUAAAGUAGUAGCUAAUCCAAGCAUUGCAGAAUUGACGCAGAGGUUACGCUAUAUUGGCAUGAAGUCAGAGCAGCGCGUGAAGACUACAUAAGAUAGUUUCUGGUGACCUUCAGUCUAUAUGUCCUAACCAACAGCAGCCACCUUUUAUUUCGUAUCAAUCGAUCCAGUAUCUUUUCCCUUUUGGCGUCUCUGAGCAAGAUAUGUAUAGCCUUUAGAUUUCCGUUCGUGUAUGAUACUACAUGUACACUUUAGACCUCAUUACUGUCUCUGUGGUCAAAAGAAGUUUGUGAUCACUUGUUCUAUAUAUGUAAUCAACUGCCCUUCUACUAAUAUUUUCAGAAGACUAUUUAUGUAUGUUUACACUGGUUAGAGAAAAUCAUCACACUGCCAGCAGCAGUUUUUUAUUUCCA